Messenger RNA from Carassius gibelio (silver crucian carp), 1220 nucleotides. Its product is annotated as CD209 antigen-like protein E. Gene Ontology annotation, biological process: biological process involved in interspecies interaction between organisms. NCBI's taxonomy places the organism in Eukaryota, Metazoa, Chordata, Actinopteri, Cypriniformes, Cyprinidae. The record is from RefSeq and is a predicted model, not a curated record. Gene Ontology annotation, cellular component: external side of plasma membrane. Bases 150 to 716 code for a protein of 188 amino acids. The transcript has 5 exons. Gene Ontology annotation, molecular function: D-mannose binding; fucose binding.
CAGAAGUCUUUAUUUACGCUGAAUGACAGGGUCCAAUGAAAUCACUUCCUGUGCAAAAUUAGUAGUUAAAAUGAAUCAUAUCAUAUUCAUCACUUGAAAAACCACAGUUCAUCCGUGAAGACGUACUGCAAGACGCAAAAACAAAAGAAAUGGACUUUACUGGAGAGUACUUUAAUGAAAGAGAUUGUAUUGACACAACCAGACCUCAAGCACACUGCCAAGAUGAAGGAAAAGCUCGAAAUCACAGAGGAAGGUGUUUUUUAGUGGCGAUCAUUGUGAGUCUUGGGAUCAUUUGUCUUCUUCUGAUUGGUGCCAUCAUACUGCAGCACUUUCUGACCACUACUAAGCGAGGAUAUCGGUGGGGUCCAGAUGGCUUGUUCCUGUCCAAUGAGAGGAAGAGCUGGUCUGACAGCAGACAGUACUGCAGGGAUCGUGGAGCUGAUCUGGUCAUUAUCAACACUGAAGAGAAGCAGAGACACAUAUCUUCAUUGGUCAAGGAGAGAGUGUGGAUUGGUUUGUCUGACACAGAGAAAGAGGGGAUCAUGAAAUGGGUGGAUAAUUCACAGCUGAAUCAAGUGUUUUGGGCCAGAGGUGAGCCGAAUAACUAUCAUGGUGAAAAUGAGGACUGUAUUGAACUGAUACCUUCAGAUCCUGCCCUGGAGAACUGGAAUGAUCGCCCAUGCUCAGAGAAAAAAAAAGGGAUCUGUGAGAAAUAGGGUUCAUCAAUGUCUUGCUUUUACAUUGCUCCAUUCUAGCAGCUGUUAGUACGUCCAUAUUCUGCUGUUAUCAUGUUUCUUAUUAGUUGGUUAUUGACUUUUAGUUUUUAUCUGCUUUUUUUCUUAGUUUUCUUCCAUCUUACGUUCUUCCCAUUGAUUAUUUGUUGUUAUGGUUAAUGAUUACAAAGCUCAUCUUUUUCUCGUCUAGUUCUCCUUCCAAUCAUUACUUUAUUGUCUCCGUUUAUUAAAGGUUUACUUCUAUAUUUACAUCCUCUCUCUUCCCUUUACUACAAGUAGCUGUGACACUGUCAACCUGUGUAUUUCUUAAUAUUUUGUCUAACAGCCCAGGUGUGCCUGUAGAAAUGUGCAAAGAACAAUUUUUUAUUGACCCAAAUUUUUAUUGACCCAAUUAUUUUGAGCUUGUGUGAACCAAGGACCUUAAUUUAAGUUGAUUUAACCAAACUCCCAUUAAAAAACCCAUUGACUCUGGGACAAGGAACCAGA